Thamnophis elegans (Western terrestrial garter snake) is the source of this 717-nucleotide messenger RNA. Its product is annotated as mpv17-like protein 2. Gene Ontology annotation, cellular component: cytoplasm; membrane. The transcript has 3 exons. The coding region runs from base 1 to 717 and encodes 238 amino acids. NCBI's taxonomy places the organism in Eukaryota, Metazoa, Chordata, Lepidosauria, Squamata, Natricidae. The record is from RefSeq and is a predicted model, not a curated record. Gene Ontology annotation, biological process: mitochondrial ribosome assembly.
AUGGAGGAUAAGUCUAUUGGGCUCACAGAUGUAGCAGGACACAAUGAGUUCGCCAUGGCUGGAAGUAUUGGGACCUUAUCUGUGGAAUACCAUAAAGUAGUGCCUGAAGAUACUGAAGCAGUCUGGGAAAAGAGUUUAAUUCAGAACAACAAAAAUGAGAUGAGUUCCCAUAUUAUACGACAGUUGACCAGGCUGGCACAAAUAUAUGAUUCUGGUGGUCACAAACUUUUAAUAGUCAACACAAUUAGCUCUGGACUGUUAUUAGGAGGUGCAGAUAUAAUACAGCAGUCUUUGGAGCGAAGGAAAAAGGAAAAACCAUGGGAUACUGAUCGUACAUUUCACAUGUUAAUCACUGGAUGUAGCGCUGGACCACUCCUGCAUUACUGGUAUUUAUACUUAGACAAAAUAAUCCCAAGAAAUGAAGUUCAGCGAUUUAAAGUUGUCAUCACGAAGGUAGCAGUCGAUCAGACCAUUGCUCCAUUUUUCGCAGGUUGGUAUUUCAUAAUCAUGGCCCUGCUCCAAGGCCAUCGUUUGGCAGAUGGCAUUGAUGAAUUUAGAGAUAAAUUCUGGGACUAUUAUUUGGCAGAACUUGCUGUUUGGCCAGCGGCUCAAAUGUUUAAUUUUCUAUAUCUCCCCUCAAAAUACCGAGUGUUGUUUGUGAACGUAAUAACAUUGGGAUGGAAUGUCUACCUUUCAUAUCUGAAACAUCGAAGUUGA